AUGUCUAUUCUCGGGGAUUUUGUCGAGCCACCUGAGGUCGAGAGCCGUCUCGUAUCCUUCUAUCGAAACAAGACACCGGACAAUGCAGGACGAUUACUUUCGCACAUUAUGUCUUGGGAUUAUGAGAAGUUGGAGGAUAUACACGACUACAUUCAAUGGCUGUUCCCUCUUCCAGAGGAGUCCAUGUUUUCAGGCGCACCUUUAGUUGAUGAGAAUGUCUUCAAUGCGUUCCAUGCAUUCAAUUCUUCCACCGAAUUACAAUGCCAUCUCAAGCACUCUUUGGUUAAAAUGUUGGACUUCUAUGGGUUCAAGUUCGCUGAUGCUUUGGAUGGAAAUGAUUUGCCUGUUAUAAUCAGAUCCUCCAAUUUCUAUGAAAGAUGCUCCAAUUGGCUUAUCAGGAGAGAUCACAACCAUUUGAGAAUCAGCAGAAUCCUUCGCUCUCUUCGCGUUCUGGGCUUAGAAGCAGAAGCUGCCGCAUUUUAUAAGGCACUUUCAGACAUUGUUUACAAUGGACAUUCUCAAGUUGUUAGCUCUCAAUCUGCGGAAUUCUGGCGACGCGCUGCUGAGAGACCUUUACAUUGGGCGCCACAUCUAACCGAGAGUGAAUGUGCCAAUGAUAAACAAUGGAAAAUAGGCCUAGAUUUCUUAAAAGAAUACGAAAGAUUCAACAUGGCUAGAGAUUUGCAAAAACAGCACGACGCAAAGAAGGCCCUUGAGGAAAAGAAAGAAGUAGAAUUUCAAGCCACGAAAGCACAUAUUGCUGCAGUCACCGCCGAGCGGAAGAGAAAAGUUAGUGGAGAGGUCAAGACUGUCCCGAAAAAGCGAGCUAGUAUUUCUCAGGAAAGCAAAGGUCAAAAUUCCGAACCUCAACGUUCUGAAAAAGAAGCUGUGGUUGCUGAUGCACGUGAACCUAUACGAGGACCGCAGGAAGUCGUACAAGAGGAAGCACCACCAAAUGAACCUAAGCCUUUCCAAUCCCAGUUCAUUAGGCCUGAGCUUUUUGAACUCGCACUUUCUGGGGCUGGACUUGCUGAGCCUAAGGUUGACCAACCCGAGCUUGAAGAUCCCAGACCUACGCUUGUUGAAUCUGAGUUUGUUAAACCUGAGCUUUCUGAACUCGCGCCUGCUAAACCCAAGCUUGAAGAUUCCAGACCUAAGCUUGACAAACCUGCCGGUGGACGUAUGGAACGAAAGUCCUCGGAACGCGGUGAACAAUCUGCGAUUCACCAAAUUCAACAAUACCAGCUCAUGUCUCCUCGUCAACCUUGA
Molecule: messenger RNA, 1269 nt
Organism: Botrytis fragariae
Lineage: Eukaryota; Fungi; Ascomycota; Leotiomycetes; Helotiales; Sclerotiniaceae
Product: putative opioid growth factor receptor conserved region protein
Exons: 2
Coding region: 1-1269 (422 amino acids)
Cellular component (GO): membrane
Molecular function (GO): opioid growth factor receptor activity
Source: RefSeq, a predicted model, not a curated record